AUGUCGCGCUCGCAAGCCUACGAACCACUCCGGGGCAGCGAAGCUCCAAGUCCAACCGACCCCCCCAGCCCAACCCAACUCAAGGAUGCCGAGGAGGGCCAUGCCGGCUCUGGGUCCAACUUCGGUGGCGAUGAAGAGAGGGCACAGGGUGCGGAGAGAGAGGCACCAAUCUCGUUGAAACAAGCGAUCGCGCCCCUGACAACGGCAGUGAAAUUGUGGUUCGUGAUGAGCUUAUUGUUGGUCAUUGUAGUAUUUAUUCCUGAAUGGCCAAAAGAUGUGGAGGUGGCAGGAGAUAUCACUGGAUUUGCGCGACAGAUAUCCGGGCACAUCACCACCUUUGUCCCGAACCCGGCAUUCGUUCCCGAGAACGGAUCCGCCUUCUUCACGGAUGAGGUCCAAGACAAAUGGCUCAGCAUCGUUCCGAAAGGACUGGGCUACGUCCAAAUCAACGACACGUCCCGGUACAAGAACCUGCCGAACCCCCUCAAGUCCCACCCGGACUCAACCUUCACCACGUCAGUGACCCACCAGCUGCACUGCCUACACGCCAUCGUCGGCGUCGUCGCGGCGUACACCUCCAACCGACUGGACAAACUCCCGCAAGAGGGUACCUGGCACCUGAACCACUGCUUUGACUACCUGCGUCAGAGCAUCAUGUGUUGUGGUGACAUGGCUUUGGAGGGCCAGCAGACGAGUUUCCCGGCGGGGUUUGUGGGGAGUGAUGGAUGGGAUGCCAUCCAUAUGUGUAAGGAUUAA
Molecule: messenger RNA, 756 nt
Organism: Dichotomopilus funicola
Lineage: Eukaryota; Fungi; Ascomycota; Sordariomycetes; Sordariales; Chaetomiaceae
Exons: 3
Coding region: 1-756 (251 amino acids)
Biological process (GO): mycotoxin biosynthetic process
Source: RefSeq, a predicted model, not a curated record